Molecule: messenger RNA, 1329 nt
Organism: Leptopilina boulardi
Lineage: Eukaryota; Metazoa; Arthropoda; Insecta; Hymenoptera; Figitidae
Gene: Scp1
Product: sarcoplasmic calcium-binding protein 1
Exons: 6
Coding region: 610-1191 (193 amino acids)
Molecular function (GO): calcium ion binding
Source: RefSeq, a predicted model, not a curated record
UUUAGAAUUUAGCGAAACAACAGAUUGGUGCUCGAUGUCGAGGUCAUGUCGAAAUUAUUUACAAGGACGUGGCAGACGUUCCGCGUAUCCACUUCCAAUUUUUUAAGUUUCCUUUCCAACAUUUUUCUUUACUUUCAUUUAUUAUUAUUUUUAUAAUAAUUUUCAUUGAAUUUCAAAUAUUUGGAGAAAAAGUGAAAGUGAAAUAUUUGUGAACAUUUAUUUUAAAUUAAAUGUUAUUUUUCUUUUUAAUAUUCCACUUCUUCAGAUAAAAACACGAGGUAUAAUCCCUCGCAGUUUACUCAUACCAAACCCUUCUUCGUUCAGAUUCUAAUCUUAGCAGACUCCGACAACUCUACUCGAGAUCAGUAUAAAUUUGUUCUUUGCACGUUGAUUCAUUUUUGUUAUGAAGUAACCAAAAAAAGAAAUUUUGAAUAACAAUUAAAAAUUUUAAGUAUUUUUAUCUAAAGUGAAAAAAAGUGAAUUUUGCUAUAAAAAAUUUCAAUAUAAACUGAGGCACUUAAUUGCUCAAGAAAGACUUAUUUAACAAAAGGAAGGAACAUAUUGUUUUAAAGGAUACCGGAUAUUAUUGGUCGAAAGAAAAUUUAAAAAAUGGCCUACAGUUGGGAUAAUCGAGUUAAUUUUAUAGUCAAAUUUCUUUACGAUAUUGAUAAUAAUGGAGUAUUGGAGCAACAUGAUUUUGAAUGUAUGGCUUUAAAAAUGACUCUUAUUGAAGGAAAAGGAGAAUUUCAUUAUAAUCGUUAUCAAGAAAAUUUGCAUAUAAUGCUUUCACUUUGGGAAGAAAUUGCCGAACUUGCAGAUUUUAAUAAGGAUGGAAUUGUGACGACUGAGGAAUUUAAAAAAGCUGUACAAAUGAGUUGCGUUGGACGUUCAUAUCGUGAAUUUCCACAGUCAAUGAAAAUGUUUAUUGACAGUCAUUUUAAAUUAGUUGAUUUGAAUGAUGACGGUGUAAUUGCUGCCGAUGAAUUUCGUUAUAAUUGUGUAUCAAGAAUUCCUGUGGACAAUGUUGACAUUCUUGACGAAUCAUAUCAAAAUCUUUUAAAUGACGACGAUAGAAGAAGAGGUGGAUUAACUUUAUCACGAUACCAAGAAUUGUAUGCACAAUUUUUGGGUAAUCCUGAUGAAAAUUGUCAAGCGGUUCAUCUUUUUGGUCCUCUUCAUGAAUUAUGUUGAGUUUAUUUUUUUGUUUAUAAAUAUAUAAAUAAUAUACAUAAUGCGAAUGUACAAAAGACAAAUACACAACCAUUAUCAAAAAUCAGUUUCCAUCAAAAAAAUAAAUUGAUAUAUUUUAGCUAAAUAAUGUUGUUUUGU